AUGUCCGACAAAAAUAAUAAUAGACAAUAUACAUUAAAAUAUGCUGAGAAAUUCCAGACCACUCUGACCACAGUUGCCAUUGAGAUCUUAGAUGCGUUUGACCCUUUGGAUUCCAAAAACAUUGCAGAUCCCAAAUAUAAGUCUCUUUCUGAUUCAGAGCUAGAAGAAGUUGCUGCUGAACUUCAUUCUGAUCGUUGUCUGAAGGCUCUCAAGUACCUUCGUCCUCAUGUUGCUGUUCCUGUUGGUCAUUUCUUUUGUGAUCAAGACUGGAUCUCUAAGGAAGAUAUUCCUGUCCAUUCUGUUUCUGGUCCUGGUGCUGGUAUUCAUGAUUUCCAAUCACCAUCUUGUCGUACCUCUGUUGCAAUAUCUGAAUGA
Phycomyces blakesleeanus NRRL 1555(-) is the source of this 375-nucleotide messenger RNA. RefSeq lists its product as hypothetical. The record is from RefSeq and is a predicted model, not a curated record. NCBI's taxonomy places the organism in Eukaryota, Fungi, Mucoromycota, Mucoromycetes, Mucorales, Phycomycetaceae. Bases 1 to 375 code for a protein of 124 amino acids. The transcript has 2 exons.